This is a messenger RNA of Nakaseomyces glabratus, 1926 nucleotides long. It is a transcript of the gene VIR1, whose product is annotated as Vir1p. The record is from RefSeq and is a predicted model, not a curated record. Lineage: Eukaryota; Fungi; Ascomycota; Saccharomycetes; Saccharomycetales; Saccharomycetaceae.
AUGGAGGGGAUUGAGAAUGGCAUCCGUAAGCUGUCUGAGUCCUGGGAUGUCAAUCUGGCCACUACAGUGCUGGAAGCGCUACGCAGUAUUGAUCUGGAUGUCCUGCGUCAUAGCGGGCUCAAGGACGUCACAGUGAGAAGUGAGUCCAGCUUGCAAUAUAUACUACUCUGCUAUGUAUUACUGGUAGUGUCCCCUGAUGACAUAGCCAUAGAGACAUCGGAGACACUAGAGGCAUCAUGUAGGGAUGCCAACGAUUCACCAGAAACUAGAAUCGACAAUGACGUUGGGAUAUUCGAAGUAUUAUUAAUUCAUCGCAGCAGUAAGACUACAAACUUUCAAGACUUCCAUUAUCCGAUCAGGGAGUUACUGAGCUUGAUCAGUUCCAAGGAUUAUAACUGUAAUACUGGCAACUUAGCCACUGAUCUCUUGAUCUGUAGAUCCAUGCAUAAUGGUGACACAAACGAUCUGCUUGACUCUAUAGACAAGUAUCAGCAGUACUCAGUUAUGAGUAGAGUGCUGCAGUUUCCGAAGAUUAUAUCUGAUGCAGUCUAUCAAAGGUGCUACAAAGAGCUUAUUGUGAAGAACAGUGUCUGCGAGAUGACGCAACCUCUGCCAAAUGUACGGCUGUCGCUAAUGACACUAAUGGAGAUAAUCGAUCAACCUGACAUAAAUUUACUGCAGUUCCCUCGGUUAGUAACACUGCUGGGGAGCAGCUUUGUGUUUUUGUCUGAAUCACAUACUGAUAUCUCUGAGUUGCAUUACGAAUUGGAUGAAUUGGGUACUACGCAGACUUUGUUAGCUUUACUCUCCUAUGUGCAGUAUUGUUUGUCGAAAUUCUUGCUUGGAUUUAUUAAUGGUUGUAAAGUUUUACAAAAGACGAGUGAGAGCUACGAUAUAAGUACUGGUGCUGCUGUUAAGGAAGCCUUCAAGAAUAUUACUUCUUUUGAAUUUCAAUUGCCACCUUGGUUUGACAAGACUAUGAUAUUUCCUUUACCACCUAUUUUUAAAUCGUUGUUCAUAUAUGGUAAGGAUGACUCUUUGAUUAAGGCAAGCUAUAGUGACAUGAUUGUUACGAUUUUGGACUCCUUAAUGUUGUGUAUAGAGAUCAGUAGUAAGAUAUUAAACCAAUAUCGAUCAGCCAGUAUCAAUCCAUUUGAAAUUGAAGGGAAGGAGGAAAUCAAUUUGAAACACUCCAAAUUCCAACUUAUUAAAAAUGUUCACCUUUUGACUUUUAUUCCAAUAUUUUCCAGCUUGUUGUUGGCAGAACAGAUGCAAUCCCUAUCGGAAGCAAUGGUAAUUAGUAAUGAAACUUGGAAUAUGUAUGCCGAGAUCCUUACCAAUAAUAUAAAGGAACAGGUCACAAAUAUACUUCUUGUCAAUGAGAGUGUAGCACUGUACCACUUGUUAAAAAUAGUAUCCCGAGUGUCUAUCGAUGAUACAGGGUUUCAGAGGAUAUCUAUCAAAUUACUAAAUUAUCUAUUCUUCCAAUCAAAACACACCAAAUUCAAAAUAUGGUGUAAGCAGAACGAACUUUGUAGGUCCACCAUCAAGACCUAUGUUCACUUAUGGAACGAUGGUUCAUCGGACUAUUCUUUGAUAUAUACCAAAAUAAUCAACACAAAACAGCCGGAUGUUGACCACAAGAAAACUAUAUUGGCAGAAUACCUUGAUUUACUGCCUGAGGAUAUGAAAUUUGGCUUCAGUAGAGAAGAAGAGAAUAAAACCAUCAUGCCGGCGAAAUUUAACGCCUACGCCGCACCUACCUUCAUGCCAGCAGAGUCUGCAGUAAAAGCGAACAGCCAAGUGAACCCAUUCUUGCCUAUAGAUCAGAACAAAGUACAGGAAUCGGUUCAAAUGAACAAACUGACACCGAUAAUGGAAUCAAGUGUAAAAUGGACAAAUGCACCAACAACAGGGCAAAAAUAA